Molecule: messenger RNA, 684 nt
Organism: Medioppia subpectinata
Lineage: Eukaryota; Metazoa; Arthropoda; Arachnida; Sarcoptiformes; Oppiidae
Source: the annotation of a GenBank genome assembly
AUGGAACAUCGAGUCCUAAUGGCCGCCACUGAAUCCAUGGCCACAACACUAACCAAUUGCAUACAGUGUUUGGCACAACACCCGGACAUCCAGAAGCGGGCCUACCAUGAAGUAAGCGCUAAGAUCGGGUGCCAACACCGGAUCAAUUGGGAAACCCUGCGUGAGCUUCACUACACCGAGGCGUUCAUUAAGGAGACCCUACGGCUAAACACUCCUUUCCCGAGGUUUGAACGGGUGGUCAAACGGGACUUUCAACUCUGCACUGAUAUGUAUGGCCCGGUAUUGCUGCCCAAAGGCUCCAUAGUGUCUGUGUUGGCCGUAGUGGUUCAUACGGACCCGGACUACUUCCCGGAGCCAAUGAUUUUUAACCCGGAUAGGUUUUUGCCCGGCCAUCAGCAUUUAAUUACGCCCAAGGCGUUUAUGCCCUUUGCCAACGGCCCACGCAUGAAAUCUGCGUUUUUCCAACUCAAGCACUUAUUAGCUCAUCUAUUGCUAAACUACCGCAUUGAAUAUAUUGACCAGACCGGCAACGAAAGUACCAAGGAUACACUACGCAAUAUUGCCGUUUAUAACAUUAAAUUCAUUAAACAUUGUAAUAUUAAUAAUAAUUGCGGCGAGAAAUGUACCGAGGUUAAAUGUGCGCCCGAUUCUAUCAUGAAUCAUUUUGAAGACAAGGCCACAUAA